Molecule: messenger RNA, 1598 nt
Organism: Myzus persicae (green peach aphid)
Lineage: Eukaryota; Metazoa; Arthropoda; Insecta; Hemiptera; Aphididae
Gene: spn-A
Product: DNA repair protein RAD51 homolog A
Exons: 7
Coding region: 337-1359 (340 amino acids)
Biological process (GO): mitotic recombination-dependent replication fork processing; chromosome organization involved in meiotic cell cycle; double-strand break repair via homologous recombination
Cellular component (GO): condensed nuclear chromosome
Molecular function (GO): DNA strand exchange activity; ATP binding; ATP-dependent DNA damage sensor activity
Source: RefSeq, a predicted model, not a curated record
AGAUGUAUCGUCUCCAUCCUGGCGGCGAUAUAAUACUCUAUCAUCUGUCGUUUCGCGCCCAUUUGCCUUGUCCUCGUUCCCGACCGUUGAUGAUAACAAACAUUUUAAACAAUACGGUCAAGCGUCUGCGACUGAUCAACUUACUAUUCCAACACCUAACCACACUUAGCGCAACAGCAUCGCAGUUUACAAUAAGUAGGCAUUAUACAAAUAUAGUUGUUUUUUCUUUGGUUUCUUGUCCACAUAACUAAUCGUGCUCUCCGACGUCUUUAAAGAGUUCAAACUCCAAUUUCGAUCGAAUCAAUCACCGUCAAUAUAAUAUUGGCUUAAUACAAUAUGGCUAUGGCAUCUACUUCACAUGUUGAAGAAGCCGUUGUUGAUGAUCAUGAAGAAGAUGAUGGACCAUUACUUAUCUCAAAACUCGAAGGUCAAGGAAUUACUGGUGGAGAUAUUAAAAAGCUUCAAGAAGCUGGAUACCACACUAUAGAAUCUAUUGCUUUUGCAACAAAAAAACAUCUCAUUACCAUUAAAGGCAUAAGUGAAGCAAAAGCUGAUAAAAUAUUGGCUGAAGCAUCAAAAAUGGUUCCACUUGGUUUUACUUCUGCUACAAUAUUUCAUCUAAAGAGAUCUGAAAUUAUUCAAUUGACUACCGGUUCAAAAGAAUUAGACCGUUUAUUAGGUGGUGGCAUUGAAACUGGAUCAAUUACAGAAAUAUUUGGGGAGUUUAGAACUGGUAAAACACAGUUGUGCCAUACUUUGGCUGUAACUUGUCAGCUACCUAUUGGUCAAAACGGAGGAGAAGGAAAAUGUCUCUAUAUUGACACUGAAGGUACAUUCCGGCCAGAAAGAUUGCUUUCAGUAGCUGAAAGAUAUCAGUUGGUAGGAAGUGAUGUACUUGAUAAUAUUGCUUGUGCCAGAGCAUAUAAUACAGAUCACCAAACACAAUUAUUAUUGCAAGCUGGCGCUAUGAUGGCUGAAUCUAGGUAUGCAUUAUUAAUUGUGGAUAGUGCCAUGGCUUUAUAUAGAACUGAUUAUUCUGGCAGAGGUGAAUUAUCUGCCAGACAGAAUCAUUUGGCCAGAUUCCUCAGAAUGUUAUUACGUCUUGCAGAUGAGUUUGGGGUUGCAGUAGUAAUAACCAAUCAAGUAGUUGCUCAAGUGGAUGGUGCUUCUAUGUUUGCAGCAGAUCCAAAAAAACCAGUUGGUGGUAAUAUAAUGGCUCACGCAUCUACUACUAGAUUGUAUUUGCGUAAAGGCAGAGGAGAAACAAGAAUUUGCAAGAUUUAUGAUUCUCCUUGUUUACCAGAGUCUGAAGCAAUGUUUGCUAUUAAUGCUGAUGGAAUUGGAGACGCAAAAGAGUAACUGUAAUCAUUUUUUUAUUCAUUCAUAAGAAUACCACUAUUAAAAAAAUAUUCAGCUUAAACAAUUAUUUUUUAAUUAAAUUAAAAAUUGUUUUAAAGAAUUUUUUUUGACAUUUGCUAAGCUAAACAAAAAAACAAAUUGUUUAAUUUGGUUGUAUUGCGUUUUUUUAAUUAUCCUUAUGUUGACAUGUUAUUAUGUAGAAUUAUCUUUUAUAUUAAAUAUAAUUUAUCAUACAUUUA